Molecule: messenger RNA, 749 nt
Organism: Syngnathoides biaculeatus (alligator pipefish)
Lineage: Eukaryota; Metazoa; Chordata; Actinopteri; Syngnathiformes; Syngnathidae
Gene: crcp
Product: calcitonin gene-related peptide-receptor component protein
Exons: 6
Coding region: 127-552 (141 amino acids)
Biological process (GO): transcription initiation at RNA polymerase III promoter
Cellular component (GO): RNA polymerase III complex
Molecular function (GO): nucleotide binding
Source: RefSeq, a predicted model, not a curated record
GAAUUACUUUUCAUUCCUGGAUAAUUUAGAUUUUUUUGUUGCUUCUAACGCGGGUGUGUUCGGAACCAAUGAACGUCUAAUGCCUUGUUUCACACGGACUCUUUCGUCCGGAACCACAGCGGAAACAUGGAAGUGAAAAAUGCUAACGCAGCCAUGCUCAGUAACUAUGAGGUAUUCCAGCUGCUGACUGACCUGAAGGAGCAGAAGAAGGAGAGUGGCAGGAGCAAACACAGCGCCGGCCAGCAGAAUCUCAACACCGUCAUGUACGAAACGCUGAAAUACUUGUCCAAGACGCCGUGCAGCCGCCAGAGUCCCGAGAUGGUCAAAGUGUUUCUGUCCACCAUGAUGCGUCACAAACUCACAAAAGCCGAGAAGCUGCAGCUCCUCAACCACCGACCCCAAACCGCGGUGGAGAUGCAGCUAAUGGUGGAGGAGAGCGAGGAGCGUCUGUCAGAGGAGCAGAUCGAGGAGCUGAUCCAAACCAUCUCAGAACUGCUUCCCGGCGACCUGGAACAGGAAGACGCUGCAACUGCGGACGCGGAGACGGCUUGAGCGCACAGUGCUUGCCGUGGAGCUCCAACCAACGCGACAGCGUCGACCGCUCCGUCAGAUAUUAUUGAACUCAUCUUUAAAAGUUUUCCAGAUGCCCUUUGAAUGCACCGCAAAAAAAGAAUAGAAUGUCACAUAACGAAGCGCUGCGCAACGUAUGGACGAUGACGGCCACAAGAAGGAAGUUAACCUUAAAAGGG